AUGUUUAAAGGGAACUUGUUCAAUUCUGUGUUCAGGAGAGGUGUGCAUCACAAGUUAACACCUAAGACAUACCCUCAAGUGCAAUCCAAAGAUGUUAACUUGGAACAUACAAGAUACGGGUUCAGAAAAGAAAGACAACCAUUGAUUUCUCAAGGUGUGGUUGAUACGCUUUUCCCUAACACAGAGAUCCAACAGAAAUAUACCGAAGCAGGUAAACCUGUGCCUAUUAAAUAUCGUACUGGAUCCGAUGACAUUGCCAGAAGAAACUACUUGAGAUUCCAAGAGGAAGUCGCAACUGGCCAACCACAUUUCAGAGUCGGGGAAAAGAAAGUAUACCUUCCUAAGGCUCGAGUCAUAUUAUUGAGACCUAAUGCCAAACACACGCCUUAUCAAGCCAAAUUCUUAGUACCUCGGAACUUCAAUAAGAUGGACUUGAGAGAUUAUCUAUGGAAUAUAUAUGGGUUACGGGCAUUGAAUGUCACUGUGCAAUUGAUGUUUCCCAGAUGGCGUAGAGGCCCUGAUGACUAUGCUCGGUUCAGAGAACCUCAAUACAAAAAAAUGACUAUAGAUAUGGAAGAACCCUUUAUUUGGCCUGAUCUUCCUAAGGAAGUUGCUAAUAGAGCUGCUAAUGAAGUACCAGAAAUGCUGAGAGUUACCAAGCAAAACCAAGCAAUAGGCUCCAAUGUCUAUAAACCUUCAGGAGCUUAUGGAGGGAUCUAUGAUAAGCCACGGUUACCCAAUGCAUUUGUUCCCGCUAAAACAAGAGCUUCACGUGCUGUUAAGGUUGCUGAGAUUGAGAAGAACAACGUCAAGGUACAAGAAAGGGUUAUUGUAUCGGAAUACUUGGGCUUAUAA
Messenger RNA from Lizanozyma spartinae, 855 nucleotides. It is a transcript of the gene MRP20, whose product is annotated as mitochondrial 54S ribosomal protein uL23m. Gene Ontology annotation, molecular function: structural constituent of ribosome. Gene Ontology annotation, biological process: mitochondrial translation. The coding region runs from base 1 to 855 and encodes 284 amino acids. The transcript has a single exon. Gene Ontology annotation, cellular component: mitochondrial large ribosomal subunit; ribosome. The record is from RefSeq and is a predicted model, not a curated record. NCBI's taxonomy places the organism in Eukaryota, Fungi, Ascomycota, Pichiomycetes, Serinales, Debaryomycetaceae.